Molecule: messenger RNA, 675 nt
Organism: Plasmodium yoelii
Lineage: Eukaryota; Apicomplexa; Aconoidasida; Haemosporida; Plasmodiidae
Product: early transcribed membrane protein
Exons: 1
Coding region: 1-675 (224 amino acids)
Source: RefSeq, a predicted model, not a curated record
AUGAAAACCACAUACGUUUCUCUCUUUUUUAUCAUAUUACUAAUUUGCGGUAUUUUUGAAUGUAAGGCAUCAUCAGUUGAUGAGACAAACGAUCCAAAGCCUAAUAAUGUUAAAUUAACAGACAAAAUAAAUAGUAUAUUUAAGAAUAAAAGAAACGGAAAGAUAGCAGCUAUAGCCGCUUCUAUUGCAGGAUCAACAAUCGCCAUUGCGUUAGCACUUGCUUGUAUGCACCCUGAAGUCCGAGAAAAAUUUGGAAUUAGAAAACGUAUUAAAAAUUUUGAUGAUGUAAAUACCCCUCAAGAUAUAUCAUUAAUAAGCCCAGUCGAAAAUCCAUACCAAGAAUAUUACCCAGAAGAUUACCAAGAACAAUAUCCAGAAAUUUCCUCAGACCAAUAUAUAGAACAACCUCAAAAGCAUUAUACAAAACGAUUUCUAGAACAGUACACAAACUCAGUACAAAACGAUCAUACAUAUAGUUAUAGCCCCACUGAAGAAAAAUACAACACAUAUUAUAUGGCACCAGAUACUCAUGACGAAUAUGAGAAACUAUUUACAGAUGAUCAGAAGGAAGAAAUAAAUGACAAUAUAGUUUAUCACGAUGAAUUAAGCGAUUUAAUGGGUGAAGGACAUAAAAUUUAUAGUAUGAAUGAUAAACCAUUUGACCCAUACAUAUAA